AUGUGCCCUGAAUCAGGGCAGCAGUUAGCAUCACUGGAAGUGAAUGGACUGAAAAUAAGGAAUGAGUCAAUAUUUAUAAGCAAAAUUCAGGGCUUAGACUUUGCGGUGCUCCUGACACCCAUCUCGCGCCAAGUCAGAGACACACACUCUCCUAGGAAGCGCAACCAGUGUCAUCCUUGGCGGCCCCCACCCUCUGCCAGCAGAGGCCAUGGGAUCGCGCCGGCCAAGGCGAGACACCCGGGGUCACCACGUCAAGGCUCGGGCUGGCGGAUCCUCAGGGCAGACCCCGGCGCGAGGCCCUCCAAUCACCUGCUUCCCUCCCCGUCCCCACUGCUGCCCCGCAAGGGCCGGCGCCCCGGCCGCGAGAUAGGAGGCGGACGGGCGGGUCCCGGGGACGCGGAGCGCGUCGGAGUGAGCGCACCAGUGUCCCGCGCGCCCGCCGCGCUCGCCCCGCAGCGGCUUCCAGCCCCGCGCCAGCCGCGCUGCGACUCAACCCAAGCCGCUCACCCGCUGCGUCUUGGAGGCCUCCCGGGCGGGCGAGGGAAGAGCCGUCCACCGCCUCCCAUCCAGGCUCCCAGCACGGAGUCCCCUCCAUACGCCAUCCGGACCGCGGGGCUGCCCCCGGGAGUCGCUGAGGCCGAGCACCCCGGGAAGGAGGAUCCCACGGACGCCUGCAGCCCGAGAGACACGACAACCCCAAAAAAUAAUCCAAGCAGAUGGAACUUAUUCCCACAACACAUGAUCUGCAAAAUAAGGUUUGGCCAACUAAGACUUCUUUGCAGUUGCUGAAAGAAGAGCAAAGGACAUACUUCUUUAUGGCCAUACUUGUUUAAGAAAAAGAGAAAAUAAAAUAAGCUAAA
Mustela erminea (ermine) is the source of this 860-nucleotide messenger RNA. RefSeq names its product extensin-like. Lineage: Eukaryota; Metazoa; Chordata; Mammalia; Carnivora; Mustelidae. The coding region runs from base 1 to 789 and encodes 262 amino acids. The transcript is spliced from 4 exons. The record is from RefSeq and is a predicted model, not a curated record.